UAUAUAGUGUAUUUAAAUUCAAAGAAUUUCUAUUAUGAGCUACAAGAGGAAAAAAAAUAUAAACACAACAUAUAACAAGUUCCCUUUCAUCUGUGUGAUACAUUUCUUCUUACAACAGUGUUCUAAGUGCCUUUGUACAAGCAUGAUAUUCAAUAUUCUAUUUGUUUUCAUAUUAAUUAAUGUAACAAAAUGUCAGGCAUAUCAACAAAAGGAUUAUACUUUAAAUACUGCACUUGAUCAGACAACUAAAUUUUUUCAAAAAUUAAAAUUAAACAAUGCAUUAAAAGGUUUGAAUAAUAAUACAUUGUGUGAAAUAAAUGAGAAAAUUGCAGAACAUGUUGCAAAUACAUCGAAAGUUGUUGUUAAUCGUCUUAAAAAAAGAGAAAUACCAGAAGCAUUCAACAAAGGUAUUAAUACAUUAAAAGGGUUUCAAGAUUACGAUCAACUGAAUUUCAGCGACGUGCGAGAUAUCAAAUUUUUUUCUCUUCAAAGUAAUCAAUUGAUUUGGUUUAUAGCAGUUUUGGAUGUUUCUACAAUAUCUGUAUAUCAAAUAAAUAAUCAGUCUCCCUAUCGUGUUGCUAACUAUUCUUUAACUACUGGCAAAAGAAUAAUUGUGAGCAGUUGCAUAUAUGGAGCUCUUUUGAUAGUUCAAAACCAAGAUGACUCGAUAUUUAUUUUGCCUUUCUCUGAAACUAAUGGAAACUAUUACUUAUAUUCCAUUCAGGACUUGGAAUCCAGUAACAUAAGCGACUUAAUACUCUGGCAUGGAAUGAACCAGUUAUAUUUAGGCAUUGCUUCUCAUUUGAACAUUUCAAUCUAUACUUGGUGUAGCGAUUACUUCGACUUAGUACAGACUAUUCCUCAUGGUACUAAGAAGUUAAUCCCCUUCUAUAAGAAAGGAUUUAUGUAUCUUGCUGUUACUGGAUCUACCACCUUGAUUUUUAAAUAUUUCUUCAGAUAUAACAAAUUUAUAAUAACACAAAGACUACCAUUGAGUCGAGACGUUUCAUCUUUCCAAAUAGGAAAGGGUCAUUUUAUGGAACACUUUCUAAGUCUUUCUACAGAGUCCUCCAUGACUGUGUACAAAGAAAUUCAUGAUCGCUUUAUACCCUUUCAACAAAUUCCAUUUGGAAAGUCUACACUGCCUAUAGUUUCGAAUAAUGCAAUUUUGCUUUUACUUUUACAUGAAGAUAAAAUAUUGUCCUAUCAGUAUGAUGGCUGGAAAUUUGUAGAUUUAAAUAUAAAGCUUUUCGAUAUUGACCACUUUCAACAUGUUCUAUUAUAUGAAAAAGAAUUGUUACUAGUAAAAUAUAAAAAUGGCACGUGGGCUAUGAAAGAGCUAAUAUGGGUUGAACAAAAAUCCUAUAAGGAUUGGCAGGAAGAAAUUAGAACAUGGAUUGUUAAUAUGAAAAAAACAGCUGAGAGAACAUUGGUACAGAAACCACUUUUGAAAGAUCCUGUUAGACUUUUGAAUGGCAGCAUCAAUCAACUUUUUGUUCAUAAUAUAAAUGGACGUAAUUCUCAGCCAUUAGAAGAAGCGACAAAGCAAUACAAAAGACUGAUUUCAAAACUAAGAAACCAAAGGAUUAGUUUAAAUAGUAAAUUGUAUUUACAUUCCGACCAUUUAACACUUACUUCCUUGCAUGCGAAAAAAAGUCAAAUUAAAUGUAAAACAAUGUGUAAAGUCAAUCGUUUAAAUGUGCAAGAAAAUUCUCAUCUUUUUUCCAAAUUGAAGAAAAUAAACAAUGUAAAUCAAGCAAAGAGUUUCAGAGCCUUGAGCAUGAAAGAAAUCAAGAAUUGGAAAUGUCCACACUUUAGCCUUCCAAUAGAGAAGAUUAUCAUUAAUAAGUCAAUUAAUGGAAUAUUGUUAGAUGAUUUACAAAAAAAUAUCUUAAAAGUAGUCGACAGUCAGCAUAUUUCAGGAGAACAUAUUUUCUCAAGUAUAAAUGUGUCUAAUGCUUUGCUACCACUGAAUAUUGCUUCAAGCUUAACAAAAGUGCAACUGCAGAUGCAAGAAAUACAAGUUGUAGAAUUUAACUUAACUGGAAAUGGACUUUUAUUGCCACUACAUGGUUCACUGACAGUAAUGACUGGAUCCAUUAAAGCAGCAAAAGUAAUAGUAAAUAACAAUGUUCAUUUGCAAGGACCAAUAGAAGGAACAUGGAAAAAACGCUCAAUACCUGUGAUGACAAUUUCUGAACCCAUAAACAUACAUGAUGUUUUGCCCUUAGAAAGUGCUAAAAUUGAGAAUUUGAGAUCGCAAGACUUAAUUGACAAUAGAACAGGAUCAGUUAAAGAGAUUUUAUCGAAACUAAUACCUUUAAAUAAAAAUGUAUCUGUAUCUUUAACACUUUUCAGUGAAAAAAUGAAAUGGAGCAAUGUCACGUUACAUGAAUCCCAAAAUUGGAUUACUGCUAACUCUCAGAAUACAGUUAUAUCAGGAAGAAAACGUUUCCUUCGUAAUGUGGAAAUAACGAAAUCUUCUUAUAAGAAUUUAAAAUUCUUAGAGAUUAAAGCACCAUUAUGUGGUAAUACUAUAACAGCACCUGAAAUUAAAACUUCUACUCUAACUAUUGAUAAUAUUACUGUAAGAGACCUAAACAGUUUUCGUACUUUCAUGUAUUUCGGAAAUUUGGGUGAAAGAUAUUUCGAUAAAAAUUUAAUGUCUCUCUUCAAAUUUCUUAAUCUAACUAGUGAAACAUUUUAUUAUAAUACCAUUGUAAAGAAUAUAACUGCAACUUAUGUAAAUAAUCUAAACUUAACAGAGUUGAAAGAAUUUGCAAAUUCAUGGAAUAAUCCUAACAUUCUUAGAGGGUCACACGAGACAACAGCCUUGAUGGUUGAUACUCUUCAAUUACCUACUCGGUUUCAAAUAGAUUUACCUGAAAUAGUAGGAGACAUAGUUUCAGAACAAAAUACACAUCUGGGGAGCGUAAAUAACAUUAGCAUUGAUAAUUUUGUAGCUAAUAUUGUCAAGCUUGAAGAUAAGAUAUUUUUCGAGAAUAUAACAUUCAGUGAAUUGAGUAAUGGAUUUACAGCAAACCACAUCUACAUCUCUCACUUACCAUUUCAUUAUUCAAACUUAGAAGAAAACGUUAACUUAUAUAAAAAACAGAUUUCUGGAAAUAUAGAAGCAAAUGCAAUAAAUUUGCCAUACUCUUUUACAUUUACAGAAAGCAAAUUUCCACUUAACAUUGUUGUUAAAGUUUCUACAACAUUCUUAAGUGAACCAACGGUACAAAGUAUAAAUAAUAUUAAAUUAAAAGAAUUAUUUGAACAAAUAUGGUUAACUACAAAUACCACAGUUUUUCAAGGGAAAAAUUUGCAUAUGUUAAAUGCUUCAAUGAAGGGAAAUGAUAAUUUAAAUAGUGUUUUAAACACAUUAAAUUCUGACACAUGGGAUGAUAUUUCGAAACGUAUUUUAAGUAAAACAAGAAUCCAAGAGAUACAAGUUUUUCCAUCUUUGAAUAAUAUUCAAACAUCUGGUAUAAUUGGUUCAAACUUUUCUAAUGUAAAAUCUUCAGUGCCAGACUUUAAUAAUAUAUUUGAUAAUGCUGUGAUACGAAGUAAAAACCAAAAAAUUACUGCGAAAUGGACAUUCGACAAAUUGAAGAUCAUAGGUAAAUUACACGUAAAGAGGAAAAUUAAUAAUAUGAAUCUUGAAACGGAUGUUAUGAGAUUCAAUUCUGGAGAAAUUAUUAUUGCACAAAAAACAACAGUGAUAGUUCUAACUACAGAAAAUUUGAAUGGUUUCAAUUUUUAUGAAUGGGCUAAAAAUGCUUUGAAACAGAAAGAAAGUUUCGUAAUCAUUAAAGGACGGAAAAGUUUUAAUACCAUCACUAUCAACAGUAUAAAUGUGUCUGGUACUGUAAAAGGACAAAAUCUAACAGAAGCUUUAUCAAACUCUACAGAUCAAAUAAUCAGUAGUCAGAAAAUAAUUCAUGGAUCAAUCAAUGCGUCAAUAUUUAUAAUUGAUGGUUUGGUGAAUGAUGUUAACUUAGUUGACUUAAUAAAUAACCAAUUAAAAAAGCAGAACCCUCAGCAGAGAAUAAAAACAGGAAUUGAGUUCCAAAACUCUUUAAGAGUUCUUGGGAAUUUUUCAGUUAAUGGUUCCUAUGGAAAUACAGAGUUAAAACAAUUUUAUAAGAAUUAUUCAAAUAUAGCACCUUCUACCGAGAAAACGAAGAAUUAUUACAAAGCAGCUGAAACAAUUAACAUGGCAUUACAAAAUCGAGCGGUUUACUUAAACAAAAUCGAAAUGGUGAAGGAAGUGAAUAUUGCUAACAUUGUUAACGAAAAUAUUUCAUACCAGGGAGAACAGUGUGAAUUCAGAAAUUCUUCUCAAUUUUGCGCGGAUAAAAACAUAAUGAAUGUAAUUCUCAAAUUGAAUCCGAGCGAUUUUGUAUUAAUAAAAUCAAUUACAUUAGAAGAAGAAAAGUUUAUAGUCUGGAUAACAUUAAAUUCUGUCACUAUAUUCUUAUAUAAUAAUGUGGAAGAAAGUUUUUAUCAUUUAAAAGGCUUGUACAUUCCGAAUAUAAUUAACGCAUUCGCGGAGUCGACGUCGCAUUCGCUGUGGAUUGCUCUACGACUGACUUCACAAACACUUCUUGUGCAUUACCAAUACGAGAAAAAUCUACGAGAAUAUGUUCUACCAGCCACAGAUGUGUUUGCAAUGAGCAGGUCUCCAAAUAAUCAGCUUUUGCUACUGUUAUCAAAUGGUAUCUGGAAUCUAGAAGGUCUUGCUAGUCCUCAGCAAAUAAUCAACAUCUCUCUUAAAGAACCAGUAGAAACUUUUAACGAUGGAUUUCAUUAUUAUCUAAAAUGCGGGUCAUUAAAUGAUACAACUCUGAUGAAAAUGCGACACGUGGGGAACUAGGUAUAAUAUUGUAUUAUAUAAUGAAUUUGAUUUAUUACAAAAUUAUAUUCCUUGUUAAAAUAAUGUAAACAAUUAUCGUCGUUGAACUACAUAAAGCAUAAUAAAUUAAUAUU
Messenger RNA from Nomia melanderi (Alkali bee), 4989 nucleotides. RefSeq lists its product as uncharacterized. The record is from RefSeq and is a predicted model, not a curated record. Lineage: Eukaryota; Metazoa; Arthropoda; Insecta; Hymenoptera; Halictidae.